UAACCGCUGAUAAGAUGCGGACUCUUCUAUUUCUGAUUUUUUACUGAGCCGAGUUUGACCGAUUUAUUCACGUGUUGUUUGUGGAAAUUGUCAAAUAUUUGAAAGCACUGGCUCGGAUCUGCUUAUGAUGCUAAGCCAGAUCAGACAGAAAAAGAAAAAAGAGGCUGUUAGGCGAUUAUCCCAAGGACCAAGCAAGGUUAAGAAGACAUCUCCAGGAUUCACAGACAACCCCAAUAGAAGCACAUCAUUACGAGAACCCAGCAAUGUACCAGCAGGUUCUGUGUUUGGUGGCACUACAUUUAGACAACCUGUAUUUGGAUCAGCACAGCCAGCUCCAACAACUCCAGUGUUGGGAAACUCAGGGGAAGUAUUUGGAUCAAGACAAACAGACACUUUUGGUGCUGGAUUGGAGAAGGGAAACUUUAACUUAAAAAGCUCACAGGAGACCCAGGGAAAGGGUGUAUUUGGGUUCAAUAUCUCUACAGCUUCUACUGAAAUACCUAGAAGUACGUUUACACAAGCUUCAUCUGUUCAACGCUUGUUUGGAACAAGCCAGGAUGAUGCAGGAGUUGGAGUAUUCUCUGGUAGUGCACCGGGGAAUUUUUCUGCAACAUUUACUCCAAUUUCAACUACAUCAUCUGUGUUUGGGGCAAGCUCCUCUAAGGGACGAUCAUUUAGUUUCGGCCAACCGAAAGAAAUAAAACAGGCUGCACCUUUUGGCUUUCCCAUAACCCCAACCAUAGAAUCCUCAAAGGAGCACAAUGUGUUUGGUGCUGCCACUGUUUCUAGAGGGCCCAGCGUGUUUGGAGCUAACCCAUUUGGAAAAUCAACCCCCUCCCUUAAGAGAACAAGCCCACAUAAUAAAUCAGGCAACCAACAGACGAGUCCCACUACAGACAUCUCAGCACUGAAAGGCCUGGUGAUAAGGGAGAUUCCAGAAGCAUUCAACAAGAACCCCUGGCUAAAGAGAUUUUACUCCAGAUUUGGGGAAGUGGCUAAAAUCAUAUGCUACCCAGGGAAGAAGAGUGCUUCUGUGAUAUUUAAGACACAUGCAGCCGCAGAGCAAGCUAAGAGAAAGGGAACAGUCCUCCUUCCUGGCACUGCCCCAGUGAGCAUUUUCUGGAAGCAGGACAAAAAACGUUCUAGAACAGGAAGAACAUCAGAUCAAUCCAAUGUAGCUUCUGAGGAAGGCAAACAGAUGGUUACCAAAGGGCUCAUGGUGAAAGCAAAGGACAGCAGUGGUGAGCAGACAGAAAUUCUCAAGGAUUCAGAUCUGUCAAGUCUUCCUACAGCACUCUCGGCUGGAGAUAGGUUCAGGAUCUUGGAUAUGAUUGACAAGAAAAUAAGACAAGGUGUUAAAAAGGCGACAGAUAUUUCCACAGCUAAGGCUGUCAAAGGAGCAUGUCCUGAUAUGUGUCCUGAGAAGGAGAGGUAUAUGCGAGAGGAUCGACGGAGGCUGCAUGUUUUUGAAACUGUCCCUGGAUCUUACAGCAUGGAAGAGAAUCCCAAGGUAAAUCAUUCCAAGGCCAUCAAAGAAUACGACAGAUCUGCUGCUGACAAGGACGAGCCCCUGCCGCAUGAGCUCCGCCCUAUCCCAGUGCUCAAGAUGACAAUGGAUUACCUGGUCACAAAUGUUAUGGAUAUUGGUGAGGGCCGCUGGGCGGAGUGGUUCGAUUUUGUCUGGAACAGAACAAGAGGUAUCAGAAAGGAUAUCACUCAACAGCACUUGUGUGAUGUGGAUGCAGUAGAACUUAUCGAGAAAACAGCCAGGUUUCACAUCUUUUGUGCCCACUAUCUCUGUGGGGAAGAUAUGAUGACGUUUGACUCUCGCAUCAACACAGAGAAUCUCACCAAAUGUUUACAGACAUUGAAACAGUUUUAUGGUGACUUGCAGAAGAACCAGGGUGUAACAUGCCCCCACGAGGCAGAGUUCCGGGCCUACGACAUUCUACUGAACCUGAAUGAAGGUGACAUAUUGAGACAAGCCAUGAAGUACAGAGAGGAGAUCCAGAGAUCUCCGAUCGUCAAGUUUGCCACAAGUGUCUUCCAUGCUUUGGACAGUAAUAACUUUGUACGAUUCUUCAAGCUAGUCAAGUGUGCAGACUACAUGUGUGCGUGCAUUCUGCAUAGGUACUUUACCCAGGUGCGGAGCAUGGCACUUCGUACCAUGAACUAUUCCCUGACCACACCCAAUAAAGAGAUGUACUAUCCUCUGGAAGAACUCGCCCAAGUACUGGCAUUCGAGGAUGCGGACGAGGCAUCGGAUUUCUGCACGUUCUUCGGUCUGGAUGUAGCUGAGUCCUCUGUGAUCUUCAUGCGUGGCUCUUUUGUGGAGCCUGUCAACAAAUACCCCAUGAGGCGAACACAGCGACUGAUUGAAUCCAAGAGGAAUUACUCAAUCGGACAGGCUGUGCACAACGGCCCCCUACCCACCCCACCCACCCAUGAACCUGUUCUGAGUUUUGAUGAAAAAGGGAACUAUACCGGGUCAUAUCACAUGACCACACAGGCUACUCAUGAAUCUACAGCUGAGACAGACAACAAACUGGCACCAGAAAGUCUUCCAUGUGUUCCCGUUGAUAGUGGUUCUGCCAUGCUAGCCCAACCAGAACCAGGCUUUGCUGCUGUACCUAUGCCCAGGGCUGAGGAGCCAGAUUUGCAGUCAGCCGAACAACACCAAUACUCUCAGCAAGCUCUGACCGAGGAAGUGAAGUUUCUAGCUAAGGGAUUGUUUGUGGAGGUGAUCAAGGAGAUGUUCUAUGACAUCGCUGAGGAACUCAUGGAAAAGGUCCACGCGAGUCUCGCGUAUUCUAAUGAGCUCUCAGAAACUAUCGUUGAUGAGGGCGUAGCUGAAUUCUCAUCCGAAAUUGCAGAAAACUUACUUCUCGAUGAGAGAAGAAACCAGCUGCUAGCAGCCCAUGAAGCGGCGCUGAAGCAGAAGCUGAUAGGAGAGGUUCACGCUGAACUGCUAGAUGAGGUCGUCACCUUGGAGACGCUUAGAGUUGCCAUGGAGACAUACGGCAUAGAACAAGAGGAGCAAUACAAGCGAUGCCAAGAGCAAGUAGUACAACAGCUUUGCCAAGACUUUCUCAAGGAGACGGUGAGGGAGGAAGUGGCUAUCUUGACCAAAGAGUCUUACAGGGAGAAGAAGGCAGACAGGAAAUCCUCGCUACAAAAGAUCUGCCACCAAGUGAUGAAUAUCAGGAUGAAGAGAUACUUCAAAAGAUGGUUGAAGUGUUAUCAUUCCCUCAUACACAUCAAACAUCUACUGAGGGAAUUCCCGGCUCACCCUCCCCUUACCACCCCCCAGCAACAGCUAGCGCACUUAACCGGGACAAGAGGCACUGUCAGUGAGGGACCCCCUGUAAGGAUCGAUGGAAACGAAAACUGCACCAGUGAGUUAUUGGCGAAGAGACAAGCUGAACUGUCCAGGCUAAGAGCCGAUGUUAUAAGACCGCUGGACAUUCCACAACUUAUCGAGGACGCAAAAGCUAACCAGCAUGCAUUGAGGCCCGGACCCUUCAGGAACUCAGAAGACUGGAAACUAGUUGUGUCAUUCGCAGUGCCCUGUCAGCCUUUUAACCCUAACAGCAUAAGCAGUUCGAAAGUGUGUGUGGACGGGGCUUUGAUCAGGGAAAAGCUGAGACGUGGGACCCUUCCAGGUGUGGAUGGAAUACCAGCAAGCCUACAGGGAAAGGUAGAGGUACUUUCUCUGUACCGAGGGGAAGUUUCCCGGCAAUCAAGCAGACGACACCAAGUCUGCAUCAAGGCAUACCAUGGAACUCCAUCCCAUGCCGACUCGACUGAGCUGAUGACGUCACGCCAGCUGCAAGGAGCAUGUGCAAUAGCCGUUGUGUUCACAUCUGAUGACCUCGAUUCAUCCAAUAGAAUUCAAGAAUUACGCAUGAGUAUUAGCAGAUUACUUCAGAGCAAACCGGUUUUACCUGCUAUCCCAGUUUUACUCCUAAUGGUAGAAAACACCGCUAUAAAGAACAUGAUUAGCGACGAUUCAAUCUCAGCCAUGCUCGGUAAAGAUGAGUUGGUUGCGAGUGGCCUGGUGACAAGGAUCCGAAUCCACAGGGUUCCCAGAGUGACAGACUUCCAUAAUAUGGAUCACGUGCUUCAGGGCGGAUUAUCCUGGCUGAUUCAGCACUCGUUAUCGUUAUUCGACAUCAAGCAAGAUUCGCUGAAGAAUUUCACGGAAGAGGGUCUUCAAAAGUAUUUCUUCUCUUCUCUCUACGAUGACAUCGCUAUGAGGAAAAAAGCAGGCCUUGGUGAACAGUGCCCUGAGCCAGUGGUAUCACUCUAUAAUGCUACUGUCAAUCACCUGGCUGCUGUUGUCUCAUCACCCGGACUAGGUCACGUGUCCUGGCCGGCUCCUGAAUUCACUGCUGACCAUUCUGCGGACUCACCCUCUCUCGAGUGGAACUCCCCAUCUCAUCUUGCCACACUCAGGGAUUACGUCACAGACCUGAUGCUACCAGACCCACCCCCAGGGGCUGACGAUGGCACCUGGGAGUCGGAAUGUGCGCUUUGUCUCGAAUACGUGAAAACUAUCCCGUCAUGCACCUGUGGACUUGUGAUGAGAAUCAGAAACAUUCUUAACCGGAAGCUGAGAUCUAUGCAAGCCAUCGACUUCCUGUCCAGUUCUCGUCAGCUUAGCGCGUCCGAGGUGCCUUGGACCCAGGUGAUAGAAGCCUGCAUCUCUACAGUGGUAACGUUAUUACACUCCAACCCAGUCCUCUCCGAGACAAGUGUCUUCUAUUUGCCAACUGAGCUUGCGCUGUUUGAGCAGCCGCUGGAUUGGCGUGAUUGCGUGGGCUCGUCGAAGCAGGAUCGAUGCAAGGAGCUUUAUAAGUCCAGUUUACAGACGGCUAGCCCCGCCAAGCGAGAGUCAAUGCUACACCAAUCCGUGAUGUCGGUGGACCAAGAAAUGCACUCGAUCUGUGAAAAGUCCUUAGUAUCAGCACUGAGCCCAGUCCUAACUAUACCACAGGAAGACCAUGGAUCUCUCCACGAUCUUCAGCAGAGGCUGAGCGCUGUCUUGUGGCAUGAGCGACAGGAGUCCAAUAAUUUCGAACAUAUGUUGCAAUGCCUGGUUGGCGAAGAGUCUGUCACGGAUAGUGUAACGCAAUACCUCACACAAUCAAAGAAACGCAAGGCCGAAAGUCUUAUCGAGUUUCAAGGUACAAAGUCCAGUCGUCACCGGACAGACGGUUUGAUUUCGGGAUUACCGGACAGACGUCACGAGACAAUAGAGACACGCCUCUCGCAGCUCCAGGAAAGCAUCAGGGAUGAAAGGGAGUUUACUAGAGCGAUGGAGGAACGAAUGGCGUCGUAUUUAAAAAGCUGAGAAGUAAUAAAGAGGCUGCGAUGUGACCUUAGCGUUACAGGUUAUUUACGUGACAGAUCCGAGCGUGACAUAACGUGAAAGGCUAGGAUGUACUUCUAGAGUGUCUCAGAGUGUCUUGUAGGCAAGAAAGGCUGGAUACCGUAGAUGUUCGUUUUAGCGCCUUUGACGCGUAUUAUUGAAUUUUUUUGGCUCCCGGUGCGGAGCUCAAGUCAAGUUUUUUCUUUAGAGGGAUAAGUAACGCUAAUUUGGGGUAUGAAUCAGUAAUUAAGAAGUGUAGUAACGGUAAUGAUUAGGGUCAGAUACAUUAUGCCGGCAUAAUUUCAAGCAUUAUGGCAUAGUCGGAGCAUUGCGCAUGAAUAAUAUUUUCCUUUUUUCUCUUGUGUAAAUAAAGGUAAAUGUUAAGGCUGAUUAAGGGAGCACGAAUUAGUCGUGUGGGGCCUAUCUACGACAUGUCUUAGUCCUGAAUUUUACACCAUACGACUUUCUCAGUCAAGCAUCGUAGCGGAGUCGUAGUUUUUUUUUGUUAUUUUGAGCAUAAUGGCAUAUGGCCUAAUGGGGGACGGUCGAAAGAACAACGGUCAAAUGUUCGAUCAUAAUGUCCCCUAUCCCUAGUAAUGAUAAACGGAUGUUUUAGGACUGGCUAUUUUUGCUCAUUGGCAAUUUCUAGAGUUGCAUCCUGUGGCAGACGGUAUUUACGGAUUUGGGUAUUAUUCACUUGUGAAUUGACCACAAUGCCAAUGACCACGUGACCAAUGACCACAUGACCAAUGACCACAUGACCACAUGACCAAUGACCACGUGACCAAUGCAGGCGCAAUGAUAAUUUACCCUCCUGUAAGGCCUUGAGAGCCCAUGUGUCGCUACCCGCAGUUGCUUAUGCGGGUAAUAACGAUACAGUUUCCAAAAAAAGGAUAGUUUUUAUCUACGCUUAUUUUACCUGUUUAUUUGAUACCCAUGAAUCACUGCGGGUUACGAAAAAUGGAUUUCGUAGUACAACCACACUCAAUCGCAGCUGCCGCAAGAUCGCAUUCCAAUCGUGGGUAAUGAUUGAGUGCGAUCGUAUGGAAACCAGCCUUAUAAAGCGGAUCAUAAGACAAUCAUUAGAAAAUCAUAACAGUA
This is a messenger RNA of Nematostella vectensis (starlet sea anemone), 6472 nucleotides long. Its product is annotated as germinal-center associated nuclear protein. The record is from RefSeq and is a predicted model, not a curated record. Gene Ontology annotation, molecular function: nucleic acid binding. Gene Ontology annotation, biological process: mRNA export from nucleus. NCBI's taxonomy places the organism in Eukaryota, Metazoa, Cnidaria, Anthozoa, Actiniaria, Edwardsiidae. Bases 125 to 5353 code for a protein of 1742 amino acids. Gene Ontology annotation, cellular component: nucleus; transcription export complex 2; cytoplasm. The transcript is spliced from 41 exons.